Molecule: messenger RNA, 4740 nt
Organism: Nezara viridula (southern green stink bug)
Lineage: Eukaryota; Metazoa; Arthropoda; Insecta; Hemiptera; Pentatomidae
Source: the annotation of a GenBank genome assembly
AUGGGUGACUCAGAUGUAGGCAGUGUGUUGAAUGUUUGCCUCCUUACUUUGAGGCAAGCAAAGGAGGAAAGGGCAGUGGAUAAAAUACCUUGUGAUACAUUUAGGAGAGUGGUAAUAGCUUCCUCGAGGUUGGGGGAGACGGGAAAUGCUCUUCUGCCACCAUGCCUGGCCGAGCUGGCAGACCUGCUGCUCUACUGCCUGUCGGUUACAACGUUGCCAAUUGACACACAAACUACAGCAUCCUCCACUUUCUGCCUCAUCCUCUCUCUCAUCCAAGAACCUCACAGUAUAGCUCUUAUGUUCUCCAAAACCUUCCUAUCUUCCAACGACCACCUCAGAAUCAAACUAUCCAAGAGUUCUGAGCUGUCUCUCAGCAUCACCCGACCUGAUGUAUUCAAGCUCUGCCUAACGUAUGGUCUCCUUCAGACUGACAAUUUGUGGACCAAUGGCCAUGUUCUUUGGGAAAAGCUCCUCAAAGAGAAAUUGUUUUCAUUGAUAGAGAAACACUGCUUCCAAUAUUCUCAUUUAACCCUUUUGGCUUUCAAAAGCCUUGUCUCGUGGAUAAAACGGUGCGAGGUCCUGACGAAUCCCAUGCCACAAGACCUGAUGUCCAGGAUGGCAGCUGUUGUCAUUUCCAAUUGGGAGAAUCCAUUUAAUGGAGUCAGAGAACAAAAUGCGAUUGCAUUUAAUCAUUUGCUACUGAUGGCUGAAACCUCAGAUGAUACCCCACCUCUCCUCAAACCUAAUGCAUUGCUUCAGCUUGUUCUUGCAGAAAAUUCAUGGAUGAAGAAAAGUAAAUACUUCCUUCUGACUGCACUUUUGCCUCGUUGUGGUGUUCUCAAGACUCUACUUGAGGAAAGUGAUGACAUUGUCUAUGGUUUGAUUGCAAGCCUUAGUUACUCACACCUUGCCUCGGCAGGAACUGAUCUUUACAAAGUGAUAAUUGAUUCUAUAUCUCUCGACCAAUGGGAACAAACCUUUCUUAAACCUAUUACCGAUGUCCUCAUCUCUUCAAAAUAUGUGCUUCAGAAGCAAAAUAUUUUCAACUACUGGCUCCCAUGCACUAUAAAGAAAUUCAAGAUAGCCUUGCAGAUUCUGUUGGAUACUAUCACACUUUCAGGACAAUCUGAGAGUGUUGUUCUGCCCGUUGUUUGCUGCUUGAAGCUUGGACGUAAGGAAGGCUAUGAUAAUAUGUCUUGGCAGAACAUCUGUAACUGUACUUAUCUCCUCAGAGGACUCAAACACCAUGAUCCAUUGGUUAGAGCCCAGAGCUUCUCUACUGUUUGUGUGUCAUCGAAAACAUCAAUCGUUCCUACGGAUGAUGAAUUUAUUGCAGUUGAGACAUUCCUCAAUGAAAAUAUUAAUUCGGACAAUCAGGCUCUGAGACAGAGUAUUCUGAACAGUUUCACCUCCUUCCUCUGUCGUGUGAGAGAUGCAUCAGUUCAUUUACUUAAGACUAAGUACCAGCAUGAUCCUCAGUUUGAGAACCGUGCUCUGACGCGAAGCAUGACAUUUUUGGAAUGGCUAUAUAAUUUCCUUAAGUCAAACCUUGAAAUUGGAGUCAAUUAUCAGAGAAAAAUAGCAUCAUUAGAGUUGUACAAAAUUGUAUUGAACUAUUUAGCUAAUGAAAACAACCACAACCAGCGGAAGAGCAACCUGAAAACUGAGGGCCACCGCCUGAUGAAGUAUGCUAUAGGUGCCAACAAGUGGGGCUUCACUUCUGAUCGCAGUCGUGAGAUCCUUUUGUACUGUAUCAGUGACCCUUCAGAAGAUGUGAGAGAGACAGCUGCUGAAAUCUUGACUUGUUUCUUUAAAAUGGGCGAGGGUGAAGGGCCGAGGUUCGCUGAACUCUAUCGGAAGGGCCUCGGCCUAUGUUCUGAUAUGAUGUUUUAUAAUGCUGAUGCUGGUGCUCUCCUAAUCUAUGUCUUGGUCUGCCUCACCUACAAGGCUGGCGUUGGGCCUAAAGCAUUAGAUGUGAAGACUGAGAGUGUCAGUGAAUCUCUCCUGAACCUUGCCGAGGCACAAAGUAAUGAGCUGCGUACAGACCUUUUGAAGGCGACAACUUCUGGUUCUCCUCUGUAUGGUCUUCUCCAGGCCCUUUACCGCCUGCUCACUGACCCAUCUAGUCCUGAGUUCCAAUCCCUGGACCAGUCUCAACUAAGCAGGCUCAACUCUAUGGUUGAUGAGAUGGUAAGACAUCUGCUCCAGAUACUGGCUUCUAAGUCAACUAGUAUCACAGAUUAUGCUCCUUCGUUUCGAGAGAUGGGAGAAGAAAUUGAGAACACUAUCCAAGAGUCAACUGUAAGCGUUGAAGAAAGUGACAAACUCCACCUAUCUCCUGCACACCAGUUGGUGCUCAAUUCUAUAUGGACUAACUUGAAGGCAUGCUGUGCAUUAUCGUCAAAGCUGAGCGGCUGUGAAAACUCAGUGAGAGUGUUGAGACAUUGUCGCCACAAGGGUGCAGUGGAGUCAGCAGGACAAGCGCUCGCUGAAGUCACUAAAAACAAACCAUCUGAAGGAGAACUGCCGCUUUGCCAGGCUCUGGACAGGCUAAGUGCUGGGCAAACACAGAGCAGCAGGGGUGCUGGAGGAGUUGUGUUGGUCCAUCGCUUGGUGGCCAGUGACUCCAGGACUGGACGGCCGAUGGUGGACAAGGCAUUAAGCCACAUUCUAAGCCUGGUAGAGAGAAAGACUGGUGACCUCGCUCAGUGUUUACAUAUCCUGACGUCGCUCUUGAAGGAUUCCUCCCUCAGCCAAGACACCGCUAGGUACCUCCACCGCAUCACCCCAGCUGCGUUUGCCUGCCUCUCCCAUUCCAGCUGGCCUGUCAGGAAUGCUGCACUUCAAUUGUUUGGUUCUAUUGUUCCUAAAUUGGUCGGGCAGAAAAAACAAAAUGGUGAGGACAAAAGCUGUAGCUGUUACCAUUUGGCUUAUGAAGAGCUAUACUACCACUGUAUGCCUCUCGUCAACACGAUUCUCGACUGCCUUGAAACUGCAACCUCUGCUCCUCCGAACGAGGCUCUCUUGAUGCAUUCUAAGCUUGUCCCAGUUCUCACACUUUUGUCCAACCUAUCUGUAGGCCUUCUGACGAUAAUAGACAGAUCUUUGGAAGGUGUGUUUCACAAAUUUGUUGGUUCAUUUCAGCUAUUAAUGUCAAGUCGUGUAUGUAAGGUGCGUGAAUUGGCUGCUAAAGCUAAUGCAUGGUUUUGCAGCGUUAGUCAGAUAGGCAACUUGGUUAGAACACGUGUUUGGAAAAUAGUUGCUUAUGUCAAUGACCCCACUUUGGAGAAUGAGAUCAAAUCUGAAAAUGAACUUCACGGUUUUCUACUUAACACUAAGUUUUUAGUUACUAAGUUUAAUGAAGAGAAGGAAGGUAUGAAGGCAUUGCGUUCACAAGCUGAAGUCAUUAAAGAAUCAUUAGAAGAAUUAAAACCUAUUCAGAAUUCUCCGAAAAUUUCAUAUUUAUGCCGUUGUAUUUUGAAAGAACUUUGUGGUUACGAUUUCUCAGUGUCUGCUACUAAACAGAUGGAAGACCUACUUUUGCUACAAUCACCGACCCAUAAGGACCUGGGCUUGCCACAGUGGAUUUGUCUAAAUUCUCAGCAGAUUAUUGAAACCUGUCCUCUCAGUGAAUUACUCCCCACACUCAAUAUUGCCAUCAAUUCAAACAACUUGGAGAUCAUAGAAUCCUGUCUGACAGGCAUUGAAAGGAGGAUAACCAAGUUGGAAUUUGAAGCAGUAUCCAAUGGAGCAGUCAAUUCACUCUUUAGAUUUGUAACAAAUCAGCUUACUGCCCGAGACACACACAAAGCUCUUGAAGUGAUUUUGGAGAUUAUGUGUAGGUAUGAAAUAACACCCAUCAAUCUUAACGUUGACAGCUUGAUAGAGAAUCUCAUUUCUGACGACUGUCAUGUUGGAAUUGCAGUUAUGUGUGGAUUAGUACGAUUUAAAAAAGAUAUUGAUUCCAAAUUAGUAGAUAAAGUUGUCACGAAGUUAUGUUCAUCUUGCAGUCCUACUAAUAACCUUGACUGUAGACGUUAUGCUGUAAAAGGUUUAGUCCUUUUGGCACCGAUUAUGUUAGAAUCUGCCACCGAGGAUUGCCUCAACCUACGUGCCAAACUUUGGGAGGCUGGAGUGACCCUUCUUCAGGAUGAAUGUCCAUUGAUCAGGCACGAUGCAAGCAAAUUUGCUAAUGCUUUAACAGCAAAGCCUGACGCUGACAUCUUGAACCCCUAUUCAUCACUAAUUUUUCUCCAUGAAGAAUCUACAUUGAUGUCCUUGUUUCCACCCAGGCAGAUCAUUUCAUGCCUCUGGUCUGAAUUAAUGUGCACAAGUGAUGAACUUGAUGCUCUUGAAGAAGCUGCUACAAUCAUGAAUCCAUUCACGAAUUCCACACCCAAUGCAUACCAAGAGACAGUUAAAAUUGUUGAUGUCUCUAAAGAUCGAUUGUACUCUCUGGUAAGAAAAGACAGAGAAAUCAGCAAGUUAAUGGUGAAGGAACAGGUUAUUCCUGUCCUUAAACAUUUAAGAGACCAUUCCAUCAAGUUUGUUACAUUUAGCGAGGAGUAUGCUGUACGCAAUCCAGUCUUAAUAAACAGAGAAUGGUAUAUAAUCGCUAAAAAGUUAGAGAACCAGUUCAAGAUCAUCAAUUUUAUUAACAAUUCAGGUCUUGAUAAAGAUUUUGAAAUGUUUCAGUACCGUUUUCAGAGUUAUGUAGAACAUGUUACAUUUAAGUGCUAA